Molecule: messenger RNA, 1391 nt
Organism: Ipomoea nil (Japanese morning glory)
Lineage: Eukaryota; Viridiplantae; Streptophyta; Magnoliopsida; Solanales; Convolvulaceae
Product: zinc finger protein CONSTANS-LIKE 4-like
Exons: 2
Coding region: 105-1172 (355 amino acids)
Biological process (GO): regulation of photoperiodism, flowering; regulation of flower development
Cellular component (GO): nucleus
Molecular function (GO): protein binding; zinc ion binding
Source: RefSeq, a predicted model, not a curated record
AAGGCAAGCAGCGUUCCAUAGUCCAUUUCACAGUUUCGCGGACAGGACAUGCUCUAGAGAGAGAAAGAGAGAGAAGCUUAAAAAAAAAAAAAAAACAAACGGAGAUGGGGGCGGAGAAUUGGAGCUUAACGGCGAAACUCUGCGACUCCUGCAAGAGGGCGUCGGCCACCGUCUUCUGCCGCGCCGACACGGCGUUCCUCUGCCUGAGCUGCGACUCCAAGAUCCACGCGGCCAACAAGCUCGCGUCGCGCCACGCGCGGGUCCUGGUCUGCGAGGUUUGCGAGCAGGCCCCGGCGAGCUUCACCUGCAAGGCGGACGCCGCCGCCCUCUGCGUCACCUGCGACCGCGACAUCCACUCCGCCAACCCGCUGGCCCGCCGCCACGAGCGCCUCCCGGUGGUGCCGUUCUACGACUCCGCCGUCGACGCCAAACACGGCUCCCCGUCCGUUUCCUCCGGCGAACAGUACUUCAGCAACGACUCCGACAACCACCCUGAGGCGGAGGAGGAGGCGGAGGCCGCUUCGUGGCUCCUCCCCACUCCGAAUAAUGCCAAAGGCGUCGAUUUGGAGGGUCCCGAGUACAAAACCGCCGACUACUUGUUCGGCGGCGACAUGGAUUCUUAUCUGGACAUGGAAAUGAUCCCCGGCGGAGGAGAUCAGAAGCCCCACCACCAAAACCCCCGGCAACACUACAAUUCCGACGGCGUCGUCCCGGUGCUGAACAAAACCGAGCCUACCCACGUUCCCGGCCCCGUCGUCGACGGAUUUCCCACCUAUGAAAUCGACUUCGCCGCCGGAUCUAAGCCGCCGUUCAUGUAUAACUUCGCCACUCAAACCAUCAGCCAUAGCGUAUCGUCGUCGUCGAUGGACGUGGGAGUUGUGCCGGACCAGAACGCGAUGGCGGACGUGUCCAACCCGGCGUUUGGCCGGAGCACCGGCACCGGCGAGGCCGUCCCCAACCCGUUGUCGGGACUGGACCGGGAGGCGAGGGUGUUAAGGUACCGGGAGAAGAGAAAGAACCGCAAGUUCGAGAAGACGAUCCGAUACGCCUCCAGAAAGGCGUACGCGGAGACCCGGCCGAGGAUCAAGGGGAGGUUCGCGAAGCGCGCCGACGCAGAUGUCGACUCCCUCCUCGCCGCCGACGCGUCGUACGGCGUCGUGCCGUCGUAUUAACUAUUAAGCUCGCCGCGGCGGCGAUGGAAUAAAAAUUUUGGGCAAAUUUUGAGCUCGAUCUGGGUGUCAUGUUGUCGUGUUGUUACUGCUGCUGUAUAUAUUUAUACUGUGUUUAAUUCAGUGUCUGACUCUGAUGCAUUUUCCACUUCUGGCUGACUAUGUAAUUCCAUGUUACAUUUUUCUGUCAAUGGUAAUAAUGUAAUGAGCUGUUGUUUGUUA